AUGGAACACAGCACCAACAAAACACAGCACCAAAUGAACACAGCACCAACAGAACACUGCACCAACGGAACACUGCACCAACGGAACACAGCAUCAACUGAACACUGCACCAACAGAACACAGCACCAACAGAAUACUGAACCAACAGAAGACUGCACCAACGGAACACUGCACCAACGGAACACAGCAUCAACUGAACACUGCACCAACGGAACACAGCACCAACGGAACACAGCACCAACGGAACACAGCACCAACGGAACACAGCACCAACGGAACACAGCACCAAUGGAAUACAGCACUAAUGGAAUACAGUACCAAUGGAACACAGCACCAACUGAACACUGCACCGAUCGACCACAGUACCAACAGAACACUGCACCAAUAGAUCACAGCACCAAUGGAACACAGCACCAACUGAAAACUGCACCAAUGGUACACAGCACCGAUGCAUUGCCUAACCGGCGGAGUAAAUCCAUCAAGUGCCUGAACAAACUGGGAACAGCGGCUCCUGCCCGUCCCCUCUCUCCCACUCUGUACCGAGGUGAGGGCUCCGGGACAGGCGGCAGGGGCGUCUGGACAAGACUCCAUGUCCGGGCGAAAGGACCGGCCGAGGCGAAGGCAUGGAGCGACUGGGGGACAGGGGAGGGGCCAUUCUCAAGAGGAGAAAGCUUCAUCACCAAGCAUUCAGUCUCAACUCCCUUUCCACUUCGCAGGCCAGCAUCAUCAAAGGAAGCUGAGAGAAAAAACCCCGCUUCUACACCACUGUCACCAUCUGAUUUCCUCGACAAACUCAUGGGGAAGACCUCAGGCUAUGAUGCACGCAUCCGACCAAAUUUUAAAGGUCCACCAGUGAACGUCACCUGCAAUAUUUUCAUCAACAGUUUCAGCUCUGUGACAGAAACCACCAUGGAUUACAGGCUCAAUGUGUUCCUACGGCAACAGUGGAACGACCCCCGUCUUGCGUACAGUGAGUAUCCCGAUGACUCCCUUGAUCUUGAUCCCUCAAUGCUAGACUCCAUCUGGAAGCCUGACCUGUUCUUUGCCAAUGAGAAAGGAGCCAACUUCCAUGAGGUGACAACAGACAACAAGUUACUGCGCAUCUUUAAGAACGGCAAUGUCUUGUACAGCAUCAGGCUCACCUUAGUUCUCUCGUGUCCCAUGGAUCUGAAGAAUUUCCCCAUGGAUGUUCAGACAUGUGCCAUGCAACUGGAGAGCUUUGGCUACACUAUGAACGAUUUGAUAUUCCAGUGGCUGGAGGAGGGGUCUGUUCAAGUUGCAGAGGGUUUAACGCUCCCACAGUUCAUCCUAAAUGAUGAGAAAGACCUUGGGUACUGCACCAAGUUCUACAACACAGGCAAGUUCACCUGCAUUGAAGUGAAGUUCCACCUGGAAAGGCAAAUGGGCUAUUACCUCAUCCAAAUGUACAUUCCCAGCCUGCUCAUUGUUAUCCUGUCCUGGGUAUCCUUCUGGAUCAACAUGGAUGCUGCACCAGCCCGGGUCGGUCUGGGCAUCACCACCGUCCUCACAAUGACAACACAGAGCUCGGGCUCCAGGGCCUCGCUACCAAAGGUGUCCUACGUCAAAGCCAUCGACAUUUGGAUGGCGGUGUGUCUCCUGUAUGUCUUUGCUGCUUUACUUGAAUAUGCCGCAGUCAAUUUUGUGUCACGACAGCACAAGGACUUCAUAAGGCUACGGAGGAAGGAGAGGCCACAAGGGAUCGAGGCGGAUGUGCAGGGGGGAAACCGCUUCUGUUUCCGUGGCUAUGGCCUGGGUCACUGUGUACACGUGAGGGACGGCGCAGAGCUGGAGGGGACGAGCCCGUUUAAAUCUCCACAGCCCCCACCGAGGGACACAGAAUCCAUCCGACAGAGAUUUGUGGACAGGGCGAAGCGGAUUGACAGAAUCUCCCGAGCAGUUUUCCCAGUCACGUUCCUAAUUUUUAAUAUUUUUUACUGGUUGACAUAUAAGAUCAUCCGGCAACGGGAUAUUCAUGAGGUUUAA
This is a messenger RNA of Pristis pectinata (smalltooth sawfish), 2004 nucleotides long. RefSeq names its product glycine receptor subunit alpha-4-like. The transcript is spliced from 10 exons. Bases 1 to 2004 code for a protein of 667 amino acids. The record is from RefSeq and is a predicted model, not a curated record. Gene Ontology annotation, biological process: signal transduction; nervous system process; chloride transmembrane transport. Gene Ontology annotation, molecular function: transmitter-gated monoatomic ion channel activity; glycine binding; chloride channel activity. Gene Ontology annotation, cellular component: synapse; plasma membrane; neuron projection. Lineage: Eukaryota; Metazoa; Chordata; Chondrichthyes; Rhinopristiformes; Pristidae.